AAAAUGCGUCUUUAUCCAAACUUCUUUGCAUUUUCGCAUUCAAAUUGCCUCAUGUAUCAGCACUUGAAGGUCCAUUCUUGACUGGGGCAUUCGUAUGUCGGCGGCGUGGGCUGUUGCUGAGGAGGAUGGCAUCAGAUUGUGAAAGGCCAUGUUCAGUUCAAGCGCAAAGAUAGUGAAGCCUAAUGGCGAAAAGCCAGAUGAAUUCGAGUCUGGCAUUUCCCAGGCGCUGUUGGAACUGGAGAUGAACUCUGACCUUAAAGCUCAAUUAAGGGAACUAAAUAUCACUGCUGCCAAGGAAAUUGAAGUUGGUGGUGGUAGAAAAGCAAUCAUCAUCUUUGUUCCAGUUCCUCAGCUGAAGUCUUUUCAAAAGAUCCAAGUGAGGUUGGUGCGGGAGCUUGAGAAGAAGUUCAGUGGAAAACAUGUAGUCUUCAUUGCUCAGAGAAGGAUUCUGCCCAAGCCAACAAGAAAAAGCCGCAUUAAAAAUAAGCAGAAGCGUCCUAGAAGUCGCACCCUUACUGCAGUCCAUGAUGCUAUUUUAGAAGACUUGGUCUUUCCAAGCGAGAUUGUGGGCAAAAGAAUCCGUGUGAAAUUAGAUGGCAGUCGACUAAUAAAAGUCCACCUGGACAAAGCACAACAGAACAAUGUUGAACACAAGGUAGUUGAAACAUUUUCUGGUGUCUACAAGAAACUCACAGGCAAAGAUGUUGUAUUUGAAUUCCCAGAGUUCCAGCUGUAAGGUGCAGAAUGACCUAAUAAAAACUGCUUAUUGUUAA
Molecule: messenger RNA, 773 nt
Organism: Bombina bombina (fire-bellied toad)
Lineage: Eukaryota; Metazoa; Chordata; Amphibia; Anura; Bombinatoridae
Gene: RPS7
Product: ribosomal protein S7
Exons: 7
Coding region: 149-736 (195 amino acids)
Biological process (GO): ribosomal small subunit biogenesis; rRNA processing; translation
Cellular component (GO): small-subunit processome; cytosolic small ribosomal subunit; ribosome
Molecular function (GO): structural constituent of ribosome
Source: RefSeq, a predicted model, not a curated record